AUGGUUGCAGAUAUUAGAAGCAAGAUGAGUGUUUUUGUUGCUAGGUUGUCCUGUCUGUCCAGCAAAGACAGCAGGGCAGCUAUGCUAAUUGAGGACAUGUAUAUAGAAAGGUUGAUGGUCUAUGUGCAGCAAGUUGAAGAGGAGAAGCUGAGGGAUAGGGAGGAAUUUAGAAACAAGAAGGCUAAGACAGAGAAUGAGUCCGGGAGGCAGAGAAAUAAUGUGAACCAAUCUUCUUUCCAACAAAAGAAAAACAUUCAUGCUCCAUCAUCUGUUAGUGCACUUGCACUCAGAAACAAAGAGUGCCCUAAGAAUCAACAAGGUAAUGGGAAUCAGAGCAAUAAGGCCCAAUCUUCAUCAGUUGCUCCACUAGACAAGGCUGCACCUAGAGUAUCUACUUUCGGUACUGGCAGAGAAGCAAACCGCUUUUAUGCGAUCACUAGUCGUCAAAAGCAAGAUAAUUCUCCAUAUAUUGUCACUGAUGAUCUAUUUGAAGUCCCUCUUGAGAGAAGAAUAAACUUCGAUAUAGACAUUCUUCCAGAUACUCCUCCUAUAUCUAUUUCUCCAUAUAGAAUGGAUCCAGAAGAGUUGAAAGCUCUCCUUGAUAAGGACUUUAUUUGA
Solanum stenotomum is the source of this 618-nucleotide messenger RNA. RefSeq lists its product as uncharacterized. The record is from RefSeq and is a predicted model, not a curated record. The transcript is spliced from 3 exons. Lineage: Eukaryota; Viridiplantae; Streptophyta; Magnoliopsida; Solanales; Solanaceae. The coding region runs from base 1 to 618 and encodes 205 amino acids.